Molecule: messenger RNA, 3385 nt
Organism: Dromiciops gliroides (monito del monte)
Lineage: Eukaryota; Metazoa; Chordata; Mammalia; Microbiotheria; Microbiotheriidae
Gene: AP3M2
Product: adaptor related protein complex 3 subunit mu 2
Biological process (GO): intracellular protein transport; endocytosis
Cellular component (GO): clathrin adaptor complex; cytoplasmic vesicle
Source: RefSeq, a predicted model, not a curated record
UUGAAUUUCUAUCAAGUCUCUGCGUCGUUUAUACUGAAAAAGGCUUUCUUCUCUCACCAUGAUUCACAGCCUGUUCUUGAUCAACUCUUCUGGGGAUUUUCUAGAGAAGCACUGGAAAAGUGUGGUUAGUCGUUCUGUUUGUGAUUACUUUUUUGGCCAGGAGAGAGCUACUGAGGCAGAAAAUGUGCCUCCUGUGAUUCCUACUCCUCAUCACUAUCUCCUAAGUGUUUAUCGCCACAAGAUCUUUUUUGUGGCUGUGAUCCAGACAGAGGUGCCACCCCUUUUUGUCAUUGAGUUCCUUCAUCGUGUGGUAGACACAUUUCAGGACUAUUUUGGAGUUUGUUCAGAACUAGUUAUCAAAGAUAAUGUUGUUGUGGUUUAUGAAGUACUGGAAGAGAUGUUAGACAAUGGGUUCCCAUUGGCUACUGAGUCAAACAUAUUGAAAGAGCUGAUAAAACCCCCUACUAUCCUUCGAACUGUUGUUAACACUAUCACAGGAAGCACAAAUGUGGGUGAUCACCUUCCCACUGGGCAGUUAUCAGUGGUACCAUGGCGACGGACGGGGGUGAAAUAUACUAAUAAUGAAGCGUAUUUUGAUGUGAUUGAGGAGAUCGACGCCAUCAUUGAUAAAUCAGGUUCUACAAUCACUGCUGAGAUCCAAGGAGUCAUUGAUGCUUGUGUCAAGCUGACAGGGAUGCCAGAUCUCACACUUUCCUUCAUGAAUCCUAGGUUGUUGGAUGACGUCAGCUUUCAUCCCUGUGUUCGUUUCAAACGCUGGGAAUCUGAGCGUAUCCUCUCCUUCAUCCCCCCUGAUGGAAACUUCCGCCUGCUCUCCUACCAUGUCAGUGCUCAGAACUUGGUUGCAAUUCCAGUGUAUGUCAAACAUAACAUCAGUUUCCGAGAUAGUAGCUCACUGGGACGCUUUGAGAUUACAGUGGGUCCCAAGCAGACUAUGGGAAAAACUAUAGAGGGAGUGAUGGUCACCAGCCAAAUGCCCAAAGGGGUCCUGAAUAUGACCCUUACUCCAUCUCAGGGUACUCACACUUUUGACCCAGUUACCAAGUUGCUCUCUUGGGAUGUAGGAAAAAUAAAUCCCCAAAAGCUGCCAAGUUUGAAGGGGACUAUGAGCCUUCAAGCUGGGGCUUCCAAACCUGAUGAGAACCCUACUAUCAACCUGCAAUUUAAAAUCCAGCAGCUGGCCAUCUCUGGAUUGAAAGUGAACCGUUUAGAUAUGUAUGGAGAAAAGUAUAAACCAUUCAAGGGCAUAAAAUACAUGACCAAAGCUGGGAAGUUUCAAGUCCGAACCUGAAAAGAGAAUCCCGGAUUGAGUGAAGAGCCAUGAAUAGUUUUCCCAUUUCGUCUUACCUAGAAGUAAAGAAUCAGGCUGUCUUCUGCACAUCAGUUUCUUCUUGGACCAACACUCUCCCUUUUUUCUGUGUUGAAUCUACUGAGCCUUUAGUCUCACUGAACAAAUGAAGGGAGGAGGAGGGUCACCAGGGAGAACUGGACAUAUCUGAAGUUGAAUCAGUGAUAAUUUCAUUCUCAAAGAGGAGAGGAAACACGGCAGAUUUGUUUGACUAUAUAUUGAACUCUUUUAAACAUGUUUUCUGAAGAAAAAGUUGUCAUAUGUUUCUUGCCUGACUUUUCUUUCUAAAACUAGGACAACAGUCCUUUCUAAAACACAGUGAUAAGAAAGUUAGAUCAUUUGAAUAAUGGUGAAUAUUAGUCAAGGAAGGGGCAACUGUGGACCUGACGUAUAUGGGAGGGACUGAAUAAGAAAUCCCUGGAGGAUACUUUUGUGUAAGGGAGGUUAUGUGUAGGAGGAUGAAUAGUAUGGGAAGUAAUUAAGAACCCCAUUCAGAGGAGGGUAGAAAGAAAUUAAAUUGUUAAGUUGGUUGAUUUCUUAUAAAUAGAGUUCUCUAAUUGUCAAAUAUUCACUAAAUUUGGACUGGAGUGAUAAAACUGGGAAUUCUCAAAAUUGUUUUAAACCCAUCCCAUAAAUGUUAAAAACCCAGUAGAAAAGAAAAUUGUCCUUGCAGAUCCACAAUCAUGUACAAAUUAUUCUGAGUUCCUGGCCAUUAUUUUUCAUCUCAAUGUCCAGAGGAGGUAAGAUUUUCCAUUAUUGGUAGAAAGGGAAAAGAUUCCCUCUCAUAGGAUAGUGACUAGACAAACUCUACAAUUCUCAUUACUCCUUACCUAAACAACCCCAAAUCAUUUUACUCACUACAUCUUCACUAAACUUCCUGCUACCUGCUUCUCCUCUGGCUUUCAUAAGGUGAAGAGGGGGAAAGUCAACUCCACAUAUCCCACCCUAGUUUGUUCAGGGAUGCCUCAGCACUGGGAAAUGAAGGGUCUCUUUGGGCAUAGAUUCCAUGGGAAAAAAUACUCAAGUUCCAUUCUUAAGGAGGUCAGAACUGGCCACCUGGAUCAUAAAGAAUGUGCUAGGAUUGCCUAACAGUUCACCUAGUCUUUGUUCUCAGUCACUGGGUGACUAAGUGGCUUGCAAUUUUCAUAAUGGUUCAAGGGUAUAUAUGGGAUUGAUUUAGAUAUUAAAAAGCCAUGAAAAUUCAUUUUUAGCUUAAGUGACGGUGCUAUUCCCUGUUUCCUGGCAGGAGUGGGUAGAAAGAAAUGAAAAAAAUAACCUAUUUCCUGAUCCUAUUUUUGCUGAUACUUGUAUGAAUUUUCAGUUUCAUAACUCUUUACUCUUCUGGACUUGUUUUUGCUAAUGAAUAGUAUGUAACUCUGUAUUGCACUGUAUUUUUCCUCUGGGAUAAACUGUGCUGUGAAUAGUGAAUUGUAUUUCUUCCCCAACUUUCCUAGGCAUUCCACGUUGUGUUUUAGGCACUGUGCAAAAAAGCAGCUGAGUCUCACUUCAGAAUCUGACUUAGGCUCAAAACCUGCUAUGGAAUCAUGUGAGCGUUGGAGUCUCCAUUUUAAGGGACUUCGUAGCACUUAGAAUCACCUCUUCCCAGGGCCCUGAAUGAUUUAUAGGCUUCCUGAGAUUACAGUGCAUAACCAGUGCAUCAUUUUUCAUAGUGUGAUAUAGUCCUGUUGUAACUUUGUAUGUGUGAGUUUCUAAGUUUAAAAUUCAAGAGGCUGUUCUCUUUCCUCUUGAGCUACUCAUGCUAAUUGCAGGUAAAACACCUAAAGAGGAAGGGUAGCAUCCUCCUGAGUGCAAGGCUAAACAUAUCAUAUGACAACUGUAUCAUCACCUGUGUAAUGGAUCUUUGGAGCAUGGUGGUCUAGCAUUCCAAACACACAGCUCUGUGUACCAUUGGAAUAAAUGAUGCAGGGUUGUCUCAGAAGAGCUGUUCACAUUCCAUGUGUUCAGCACAGACAGAAGAAGAUGCUCACCUAAACCUCAAUAAAGGUUAGUUUAACCAGA